This is a messenger RNA of Penicillium lagena, 1542 nucleotides long. RefSeq names its product cytochrome P450. The transcript has 3 exons. NCBI's taxonomy places the organism in Eukaryota, Fungi, Ascomycota, Eurotiomycetes, Eurotiales, Aspergillaceae. The coding region runs from base 1 to 1542 and encodes 513 amino acids. The record is from RefSeq and is a predicted model, not a curated record. Gene Ontology annotation, molecular function: heme binding; oxidoreductase activity, acting on paired donors, with incorporation or reduction of molecular oxygen; iron ion binding.
AUGCUGGUCACUCUGGAGAACACCCCCUACAUUGCCCUGGGCCUGCUAGUCGCGUACUAUUUGGUGCCCUAUCUGCAGCGCUGGCGGCUGCACGAUAUCCCCGCGCCCGGUCUGGCGGCCUUCACCAACCUUUGGCUGCUGGCCCAGGCCCGACAGGGCAAGCGCUAUUUGUCGGUCGAUCAAGCCCAUAAGAAGUACGGUACGCUGGUGCGCCUUGCACCCAAACACAUUUCCAUUGCCGACGAUGCCGCCAUCCAGACUAUUUACGGACACGGUAAUGGAUUCUUGAAAGCUGACUUCUAUGAUGCUUUUGUUUCUAUCCGCCGGGGUCUGUUCAAUACCCGGGAUCGUGCGGAGCAUACGCGCAAGCGCAAGACUGUCUCUCAUACGUUUAGUGCUAAGUCCAUCGGCCAGUUCGAGCAGUACAUCCACCACAACAUUGAGAUGUUUGUCAAGCAGUGGAACAAGCUCUCUGAUCUACAAGCGAACCCUAAGACGGGAUAUGCUAGUCUUGAUGCCCUUAACUGGUUCAACUACCUGGCCUUUGACAUCAUCGGUGAUCUAGCCUUCGGUGCUCCGUUCGGCAUGCUUGAAAAGGGCAAGGAUAUUGCUGAGAUGCGCAAGACUCCCACCGACCCGCCCAAGUAUGUUGCCGCCGUCGAAGUGCUGAACCGUCGUGGCGAGGUCUCCGCUACGCUCGGCUGCCUGCCCGCCUUGAAGCCCUGGGCUAAGUGGAUCCCCGACCGCUUCUUCACCCAGGGUAUUGAGGCCGUUGAGAAUCUGGCUGGUAUCGCUAUCGCCCGUGUCAACGAGCGCCUCAAGCCUGAGGUCAUGGCCAACAACACCCGUGUCGACCUUCUCGCCCGCCUCAUGGAAGGCAAGGACGGAAACGGCAACACGCUCGGCCGCGAGGAACUCACCGCCGAGGCCUUGACCCAGCUGAUUGCUGGUUCCGAUACUACCUCCAACACCGCCUGUGCGAUCCUGUACUGGUGCAUGCGCACCCCUGGCGUGAUCCCCAAGCUGCAGAAGGUCCUAGAUGACGCCCUGCCUAAGGACAUCGAGGUUCCCACCCACGCCAUGGUUAAGGAUAUCCCCUACCUGCAAUGGAUCAUCUGGGAAACGAUGCGUAUCCACAGCACCUCGGCAAUGGGUCUUCCGCGCGAGAUCCCCGAGGGCGCCAGUCCCAUCGAGAUCGCAGGCCACACGUUCGGACCCGGCGACGUUCUCUCCGUACCUAGUUACACGAUCCACCGCUCCAAAGAGAUCUGGGGUGCAGACGCGGAGGAGUUUGUCCCUGAGCGCUGGGAUCCAGAGCGCCUGACCGCUCGCCAGAAGGCGGCCUUCAUCCCAUUCAGCCACGGCCCGCGUGCCUGCGUCGGCCGCAACGUCGCCGAGAUGGAGCUGCUCGUCAUGGGCGCUACGGUUUUCCGGCUCUUUGAAUUCCGCAUGGAGCAGGAGGGUCCCAUGCAGACUCGUGAGGGAUUCCUGCGCAAACCACUCGGUCUGAUGGUUGGUAUGCGCCGCCGUACCCCGGCGUAG